Gossypium arboreum is the source of this 1425-nucleotide messenger RNA. RefSeq names its product GEM-like protein 1. The coding region runs from base 164 to 1168 and encodes 334 amino acids. The transcript has 4 exons. Lineage: Eukaryota; Viridiplantae; Streptophyta; Magnoliopsida; Malvales; Malvaceae. The record is from RefSeq and is a predicted model, not a curated record.
GAAAGAUUUUCCUGUGUUGUAUAAACAAAUAAAAUUAUUUAUAUAUUGUAAAACAGGAGCAACUCAAAUUUAAAAAAUAAAAAUAAAAAUCAAUCCGAGUAUCCAGUUAUGAAUUUUGAUACGUAAAUCCAGCCCAUCCCACGAUCAUGACGGUGAUUGCUGGAUGUUAUAUUAUCGUGUGGCCUGUGCUACUGCCAACUGUUAUCUUCAUUUUCAAACUUCACACACAUUAAGAAAGAAUAACGACAGCAAUUGUAAGAACGUCUUCUCCUUCACCAUUUUAAAAAUUUUCAGCUUUUCAUAUUUGCUUUUCCAAAAAGAAAUCAUGAGCCAGCCUCCGACCGAUCAUGAAAAGGUCUCGGAAACCAAACAGCCAACGUCGUCCACGGAUUCAACCCAACCGGCGACUCUUUCUUCUGAUUACGCUCCCUACCCGAAAUUAGACCCGAAGGACGUCGCUCCUCCACCGGAAAAUUGGACCACCGUUUCCAUGGCUUCGCAAUCGGAUCCCAGUCCGGACCCCGUCCCGAUCUCCAGCAGCGCUGCUACCACCAUGCCUGCUGAGUCCAACCCGUACGUUUCUCCGGCGCCAGUUCAAUCUUUUUCCGUCAAGAAUAAGAUGGAAUCAGUGAAAGACGUGUUGGGGAAAUGGGGAAAGAAAGCGGCGGACGACACUAAGAAGGCGAAAGAGAUAGCUGAGAACAUGUGGCAACACUUGAAAACUGGGCCGAGUUUUGCUGACGCUGCUGUAGGAAGAAUUGCUCAGACAACCAAAGUUAUUGCUGAUGGCGGUUAUGAGAAGAUCUUUCGGACAACAUUUGAGACUGUUCCUGAGGAACAGCUUCUGAAGACAUAUGCUUGCUACUUGUCCACCUCCGCUGGUCCUGUUAUUGGAGUUUUAUAUCUGUCAACCCAUAAGCUUGGUUUUUGCAGUGACAGUCCUCUGGCUUAUCAAGUUGGUGAUCAGACUCAAUAUAGCUAUUAUAAGGUGGUUAUCCCAUUACAUCAGCUGAGGGCUGUGAAUCCAUCAGCUAGCAAAGCCAACCCAGCUGAGAAAUACAUCCAGAUUACAUCGGUCGACAACCAUGAAUUCUGGUUCAUGGGGUUCGUACACUACGACAGUGCAGUUAAAAAUCUCCAAGGAGCAUUGCAGUCCCGUGGCUCAUGAUGUGCUGUUAUCAAAACUCUGCAACCAUGUUCCAAAAGGUGAUUUGCAUUUUACUAGAUUGAUGUUGAUAAAAAUAUUGGAGCCAGAUUUGUAAUAAUCGGUAUAGCAUACGCAUAGGCUUUGUUUUAUAUUGCAUUUGUUUGGAGUGUCACUGUGGUAUUAUUCCUUUGGUUCCGAAACACAUUAAGAUGAGAGCUUGUUAAAUGGUUUGCUACUGGAAAUGUCAUUUUUAUACCGUUUUUCUUUUAAGUACAAAA